Dicentrarchus labrax (European seabass) is the source of this 2129-nucleotide messenger RNA. It is a transcript of the gene cndp1, whose product is annotated as carnosine dipeptidase 1. The record is from RefSeq and is a predicted model, not a curated record. NCBI's taxonomy places the organism in Eukaryota, Metazoa, Chordata, Actinopteri, Moronidae. The transcript is spliced from 12 exons. Gene Ontology annotation, cellular component: cytosol. Gene Ontology annotation, molecular function: metallodipeptidase activity. The coding region runs from base 16 to 1575 and encodes 519 amino acids. Gene Ontology annotation, biological process: proteolysis.
AGGGAGGGUAUAUAAAUGUCCAGACAACACCGCGGGACCACGGUCUGCCUGCCUGAGAAGACUGUCACACACAUCUCCAGCAGAGAAAAGAUGGAUCUUGCACUUCUGUCCUCCAUCCUGCUGGUCAUUUCUACUGUCCAUGCUUUCCAGUAUUCAGAGCUGGUGCAGUACAUUGACAGCCAUCAAGAAGAAUAUGUGGAGGCUCUGCGGGAUUGGGUUGCAAUCGAGAGCGACUCCAGCAACGUCUUGAAGAGACCAGACCUACACCGCAUGAUGGAGAUGGCGGCUCAGAAGCUGAGGCUGAUGGGAGGGACUGUAGAGCUGGUGGACAUCGGAGAACAAGAACUUCCUGACGGACAGACGUUAGCGUUGCCUAAAGUGGUGACAGCUCAGUUUGGCAACGACCCAAACAAACACACAGUGUGUGUCUACGGCCAUGUGGACGUCCAGCCGGCGAAGCUAGAGGACGGCUGGGCAACGGAUCCCUACAACCUGACCGACAUCAAUGGUAACCUUUAUGGACGAGGAGCGUCAGACAACAAGGCCCCAGUUUUAGCCUGGAUCCACGCGGUGGAGGCUUACCAGGCCCUCAAUAUGGAGCUGCCAGUGAAUGUGAAGUUUGUCAUUGAGGGCAUGGAGGAGACGGGCUCUAACGGCCUGGACGCCAUGAUCCUGGCCCAGAGGGACACUUUCUUCUCCGACGUAGAUUACAUCAUCAUCUCAGACUGUGGCUGGCUCAGCAGACGGCCCGCCCUCACCUACGGCACCAGAGGCAACUGCUACUUCUACGCUGAGGUUGAAGGACCUAAACAGGACUUACAUUCUGGUGUUUAUGGGGGCACUGUGAUCGAACCAAUGACUGACCUCGUUGGAAUUCUUGACACAAUGAUUAGCCCCAGCGGUAAGAUCCUGAUUCCUGGGAUCAGAGAGGCCGUGGCUCCCCUCUCUGAUGAGGAAUGGAGAAUGUACCAGGACAUCCAGUUUGACAUCGACAACUACAAGAACAAGAUCGGUGUCAACGAGCUCAUGUACAGCAACAAGGUGGACCUGUUGGCCCACAUGUGGCGCUACCCCACUGUCUCCAUACAUGGCAUUGAGGGGGCCUUCUCAGACCCGGGCACAAAGACAGUCAUCCCUGCUAAGGUUACUGCCAAGUUCUCCAUUAGACAAGUUCCCAACAUGGACCCUGCUAUGGUCAAGAAACAGGUAACAGACUACCUUCACUCAGUGUUUGCCAAGAGGAAGAGUCCUAACAAGCUGAAAGUCACCAUGGUGAUCGGGGCCAAGCCUUGGCUGGCCGACACUCAACAUCCUCUGUAUGAUGCUGGGAAGGCUGCUGUCAAGAGAGUUUUUGACAUGGAUCCUGAUCUGAUCCGUGAGGGCGGCACCAUCCCUAUUGCCAGAACCUUCCAGGAUGUGACAGGGAAAAGCAUCAUCAUGAUGCCCAUCGGAGGCUUUGAUGACGGGCUGCACUCCCAGAAUGAGAAAAUGAGCAGGUACAACUACAUCGAAGGGACCAAGUUAUUUGUUGCCUACCUGAAUGAAGUAUCCCAGAUUAAGCAUACCAGUGUGUGAUGUCUCAUGGCCUCAUUAAAUGACCAUCUAAACCAUCCCAGCGACAGUGAGCUCCCCCUGACACAAGCCUGGUUUUAUAUUUUCACUGUGCCUUCAUCUUUCUUUCAUCAAUUUCUCUGUCUCUUGCCAAGCUUUUAUUUAUCUGCAUCCAAAGAGCUUCCUCCCUCUCUCCCUCCCUCCGCUGUCAGUAAGUCUUUUUAAAAAUGCCUUUAUUCUACGCAUGAACGUAUACAAAAGGAGAAGCAAUGAAACAGCAAUAUCUAUCUAUCUAUCUAUCUAUCUAUCUAUCUAUCUAUCUAUCUAUCUAUCUAUCUAUCUAUCUAUCUAUCUAUCUAUCUAUCUAUCUAUCUCAUUUUGACAUUGUGAGUGAGUGUAAUGGCACGUGCUACUUCUUCUGAUUGGUGGAAAUGUCUGUAGUGAUCCCAUGUUGCUGUUCUUUGCAGAUGUGGCAUAUGUUUAUGCUCCAUGUAAUGUCAGACAGUACUGUAAGUGUGUGUGUGUGUGUGUGUGUGUGGUGUGUGUGUGUGUCAUGUAGUAAAAGCUGUACAAUGCAA